AUGGCCGGCCGAGCGUCUAUGAGACCCCGGCCAGCAGAUAAAAUGGGAAAUCCAUUCUCAAGUUUCAAUCUCAAUCAAGUCUUGGAUAUGGAUCAGCCACACAUCGAUAUCAACCUUCCACUGCUCGAGAAGCGAAUGGCCGUGUUCAAGUCGAGUCUAGGAAAAUACACGACGAUAAAUCAGCAAGAAGUCAUCAACAGGAGGAAUCUUCACCUUCAAGAGAUUGAGAAACUGCGCGUUGAACGCGCUCAAAUCGAGCGGGACAUCCAGAAUUAUCGAAUGAAGGAAAUAGCGCUAAUACAGCAACUCGAGGCUGAGAAGCGAGAACGAGGCAACGCUGAAGAGUCUGUGGCCCACAGCAAUCGUCAAUUGCGGACCCUGCAAGAGCGCAUGGCAGAAGCAGAACAAGAUGCGAUCCGCCUAGAUACUGUGCUCAAAAAUCUCAAAAACUCAAAGGAGAAAGAGAAGCGGCAGCUCGAAAAACAAGCAUCUCAGAUUGGAAGAGAUGUUCUCGAACUAGAACAACUUCUUGGCAUCCAAGUCCAAGGUGCAGGAAACGACAUUCUUACAAUCAAGUUCAAGCGACUGGACCCUAGGGACCCGGAUCGAACAUUUUCGGUCACCAUUGACCUAUCGAGUUCAGAAUAUCGAGUCACUGAAGUCUCGCCGGUCUUGCCGGGACUGCCAACACUGCUGGACAGCCUGAAUGAGUCCAAAGACCUGUUUGCUUUUCUACGACGCAUCCGACAAGCAUUUCUCAACUCGUUGGAGAUCUGA
Serendipita indica DSM 11827 is the source of this 777-nucleotide messenger RNA. NCBI's taxonomy places the organism in Eukaryota, Fungi, Basidiomycota, Agaricomycetes, Sebacinales, Serendipitaceae. The record is from the annotation of a GenBank genome assembly.